AUGAUAAAAUAUGGAGGACAUAGAGCAUCAACUUACCGGUCCGAUGAAUGAUGAAAUGCUCACACUUCAAGCCACUCAUCGAUCUAGUCGUGUUUGGUCUCAUCAGGCUUUCGCAGAUAAAAGAGUAUCACUAAAGCAUAAAAGAAGGGUCCUUUUAGAGUUGAGUGUACUCCACCCCACCAAAGUCAGGGUGAAGCCACCUGAUUUGUCCAAGAAAAGUCAGCAAUCACCCCUUUCCCACAGCCACCUUUGGAAUCCAUACUUUUCAUGAGAGAUAUGCACAAAACAUAAGAGAAGGAUGGCAGGUGAAUCUUCUUCCCUUACUGAGAGGAAAGAGUUCAAGAAGAAAGGGAAGCUGCAAGGAUCCGUAAUCCGCAGGUUCGGCUCCAACAAGCCAUCAUCAUCUUCUUCUGCUUCUUCGAAGCCAAAACGUUCGUCGCGUUUUUGUUGCGUUUAUAUUGAUCCAUCAAGUUCAAGUGGUAGUUCAACCCCAGAGAAGCAAAGCCCAGUGGCACAACUACAGAUGCCAGACUUCAUCACUAUGGCCAGCCCAUCAUCACCCUGUCAUGACAAUAAAACAGCCUAUUAUGUUCAGUCUGUAUCUCUUGAUCAGGGGGAAAAGAUUCUAGGGGAGGAAACGAAUCCGGCUGAUUCUUCAGAUUCAAGAUCAGUGAAAGAGGAGGACGAAAUCAAAAAGGUGGAGAACUUCGGGAGCUCGGGGUCUUUCAGGAGAAAGGGGAGAUCAAGAAACAUGAAACAAGCUAAGCCUUUAUCUGAUGAAGAUUCAGCAACAGGAUCAGAAUCUUCUGCAACUGAUGAUAUAGAGGGAAAGAAGGGAACUUCCCAGGCAAGUCUUAAUAGCUUUUCUGAGUCUACUAGCUUUGGUGUUAGUGGUCAUUCUCAAGAAAUUUUAGGACCGUCUGAUCGGAAAUCUUUGGAAACUUUAAUGAGGACAUCUAGCUUGAGGGACAGUUUCAAGUCCAAGAGAAAGCCUUCUUUUCGCUAUUCUAGGAGGGUCCCUAAGGUCAAAAUUGCAGAUAAGGCUACUUGUUCUUCCACCAUGAGGAACUCAAAGUUCCCUGAAAAUACCACACUGAAACCGGGGAAAUCUGAUUCAGAUGUGCUCCAAGCUUAUAAAGUUUGUUCAUAUCAUCAUUGCUCUCUUCAUGGGCAUUCUCAAGAUUCAUCGACUCCAUCAAAGCGCCAUGAUGCGAGGAGAAAAUCAAUAAAAUUGAAGAAAAACAUCAAACAGGUUAAAGAAACUAAAAUUGACGGAGAUCUGGAUUCCGAAUCAUCCAACAAGACCGUUAAUCAACCUGACACUAAGAAGGAAAAGCGUAUGAGCAUGUGGAACCUCAUACGUAGAAACAUGUCUUCGGCUCUUGCUGCAGAAUCCAAAAACCAAUCAGCCCCACCAGAAGGUUCUGGGUUAAAAGCUGAUUCUCUUGAAGAAGAAAUGCCCACUUUGGAUCAGGGUGUGAAGGUUCUUGCAGUUAAGCUUGUACGAGAAGCGAUAGAGAAGAUUCUCCUUCCAGAGGUUAGUGACUUUGCACCAGACCAGGAAAUACUGGGAAAGAAUCACAGUGAAGUGGAACACAAUGCACCGUCUGGUUCAGAAGAGAUGAACACCAUGAUUGCUAGCAGCAGCGAAGGUCAAAAUACGGAGAGAACGAAAGAAGAGGUUCCUAAUGAAUCUGACACAAGAGCACCAAAACACUGGAGUAAUCUGAAGAAAUGGAUUCUGCUCCAACGGUUUACCAAGGAACUGGAAAGGGUGAGAAAGCUAAACACGAAGAAACCAAGAAAUGUGCAGGUGGAACUUGAUUUCGAAGCAGAAAAGGUUCAUCUGAGGCACCAAACUGUGGAGGAGAAGAAACGGCAUGAGGAAUGGAUGAUUGAUUAUGCACUUCAGCAAGCAAUGAGUCAACUUGCCCCAAAUCAGAAAAGAAAGGUGGAACUUCUUGUAAAGGCAUUUGAAACCAUGGUUCCUCCACAGGGAGAUCAGCAAUUUCAGUUCACAUUCCCCAGGCCUGAAAGAAAAGGCAAAAAUCACCCUCUCAUCAAAACCGAAACCGAUAUGAAAUCAGCUACAGAAUCUGAGCAACAAUCUGAUAAACUAAAUGGCGGGUAUCUUCAAGAUGAUGGUACAGCCAAUGCACAAACUGAAACCAUGGUUCCUCCCCAGGGAGAUAAGCAUUUCCAGUUCACAUCUCUUAAGCUUGAAAACAAAGGCGAUGAUCACCCUCUCAUCAAAAGUGAAAGAGAUAUGAAAGUAGCUACAGAAUCUGGGCAAUUGCCUGAUGGACUCCAUGGAGGAUAUCCUAAAGAUGUUGGAACAGGAAAUGAACAGUUGGGAAACCGGAACUACAUUAAAAUGUGGCAUAUGGUAUCCCAACACGUUCUCUCAGGCAUUGCAUCAAACACUAAGAGUUUACUACUUGAUGAGGCAGAUAAUGAUUCAGAAGAAAGCAUCAUCACUGCAGAAAAAGGUGAUCUUGAUUCAAGAAGUUUCAAUAGAGACGACGCCAUUAAACUCGUUAAAGAAGCAGUUAAUGAGAUCCUCACAACACAAAUUCAAGAUGAUUCUUUAGACACAGGGCCAGAUCACACUAUCUUGAAUCUGGGCGAGAAAUGUUUGGAAGAAUGCAAGCUGGGAACACACGGAAAAGAUCCAAGAAAUGACAAUCUCACUGAAAACAAGGGGAUGGGAGAACCAUCACUAGGCAAAGAACAAGAAGAAGACAACCCGGAGUUGCACAAACCCAAUAAGUGGAUCAAGCUGAGAAAGCUUCUCGUUCUGAAGAGAUCAAUCAUGGCCCUGCAAAACGCCAGGAAAAUCAAAUUGCAGAAACCACAGAACCUUCCAAUGGUGCCUGAUCCAGAACAAGAAAAGCAUGAUCUGCGGCACCGAAUGAUGGAUGAGAGGAAAAAGGCGCAUCAAUGGAUGCUUGAUUAUGCAGUGCAGCAUAUUGUGACUAAACUAACUCCUGCAAGGAAGAAGAGGGUGGCAAUGCUAGUGGAAGCUUUUGAAGCUGUUGUUCCAUUGCCGUAGGAAGUAAGCCACUGAAAAGCACUCCUUUGUGAUCAAGAAUUAUGGUAUUGAACUUUCAAAAAAAAAACAAAUGGUAUUGAUGUUUUGUUUCAUUACAAAUAUGUUUGUAACCGAAACAGGACAAGUCUAUUUGAGCUCCAUUUGGGAUUUUUUGUUAAUAAUUUAUGGGUUCUGCACUUUUGCUAUUGACAUUCAAAAGCACUAAUAAGCACUUCUGUUAUUA
Cuscuta campestris is the source of this 3275-nucleotide messenger RNA. NCBI's taxonomy places the organism in Eukaryota, Viridiplantae, Streptophyta, Magnoliopsida, Solanales, Convolvulaceae. The record is from the annotation of a GenBank genome assembly.